AUGACAUCUACGGCGAUAUUCUCCGCCGCACCGGCACCUCUCUCCACCAUCAACCACCGUGUAAUCUCUCCAAUGGUAUGUGCUUGUGUUUCCGAUUACUCUCUAACAUUCAGAAACGCAAACAACAAAAGAUCGAAUCUGCUUCCACGGAUCAAAUCAGCGGCAUCAGAUUCCAGUUCCACGGCAAUCAUCGACGAUCCGACAUCGGCUUCCGCUUCAGAAGAAGAAAGUCCAGCGAAGAUCGGCGCUAGGGUUAGAGUAAAGGUGCCGUUGAAGGUUUAUCAUAUACCUAAAGUACAAGAAGUAGAAUUGAACGGGAAGGAAGGUAAAAUCAAAGAAUACGUCGCCCUUUGGAAGGGGAAGCAGAUUUCGGCUAAUUUUCCUUACAAAAUCGAGUUCCUGGAGAAACUUGAAGGGCGUGGCGAUGCUCCUGUGAAGUUCUUCGCGCAUCUUAGAGAUGAUGAGUUUGAGUAUAUCGACUAA
Molecule: messenger RNA, 483 nt
Organism: Lactuca virosa
Lineage: Eukaryota; Viridiplantae; Streptophyta; Magnoliopsida; Asterales; Asteraceae
Source: the annotation of a GenBank genome assembly